AUGCAUGACAAGAUGCAAUAUGAUUUGCUAGUUCAUCUGGUACUAUUCGUUCUGCUGUUAUGGGGCUCAAGUACUACAACAGCAGCAUCGGGAGCUGAAACACCAGUGGCAAAGCAUAAUUGUGCAACACAUUGCGGAGAUAUUAGCAUCCCAUACCCUUUCGGUAUCGGACUUCAUAAAGAUUGUUACUUUGACGAAUGGUUCGAAAUGGUGUGCAACCAGUCAUCUAGUAACAGCCCUCACAAGCUUUACUUGAGGCGUGCCCAGUUGGAAGUGCUAAACGUUUAUGCUAAUGGCACGCUUCGAGUUAACAACCCCAUUGCUUUCUUCUGCGGCGAAUACAAAGGUCAGCAACCCGCAAAUUUGAGUGGAAGCCCUUUUGUAUACUCUGGGAAACACAACAAAUUCACAGCAGUGAGUUGUGGCUACCUUGCCUUGGUGAGCUCAGAAAAGUAUGUUGUUGGAGGAUGCAGGUCAAUUUGUGAAGGGACUAGCAUAAGCCCUGAAGGUUGCGAAAUUGGUGUUAACUGUUGCCAGACCAACAUCCCACCGCAUCUCAGUGUCAUCAGUACUGAUAUAAAAGAUGAUAGAAGAGCAAGGGUAUGCAAGGAUAUAUAUGCAUUUUUGGUUGACCAAGAGUGGUUUAGGAACAAUUUUAUUGCAUCAAAUUUUAGUGUCCUAAAUGAUAUGGACAGCGUUCCGGUGGUGCUAGAUGGGAGCUUAGGCUUGGACAAUACUUCAGUCACAGUAUUUCACAGAUUCAUGGGACAAUAUUCCAGGGCUUAUAAUGACCCUAAACCCUACUGCAAAAUACUAAAUGCCACUUCCACUCUGCCAAGGCUUGUAUGUUCCUGUCCUCGGGGUUUUGAGGGAAAUCCCUAUCUUGGCUACGAUUGUCAUGACAUUGAUGAAUGCACAGAUAAAAACAGAUGUGGGCCUGGGGCCCCCUCAUUGUAUGAACUAUUAUGGGACGUAUACAUGCUACAGACACCGAGUCGGUGGAAAGACAAAGAUCAAACUGAUUCUUAUAGGUCUUGGCGCGGGUGUGGGACUGUUGUUACUGCUGAUUGCUGCAUGGUGGGUGAAGUUAAUGUAGAGAAAAUUAAGUUGUUCAAGUCAAAGGAGUUAGAGAAGUCCACUGACAAUUUCAAUACUGAUAGAAUUCUUGGCCAGGGAGGCCAAGGUACUGUUUACAAAGGCAUGCUGGCUGAUGGUAGAAUUGUAGCUGUGAAAAAAUCUAAAAUAGUGGAUGAAAGCCAACUUUCAGGUUUCAUCAAUGAGGUGGUGAUUCUUUCACAAAUCAACCACAGAAAUGUGGUUCAACUAUUGGGUUGCUGUUUAGAGACGGAGGUUCCCAUUUUGGUUUAUGAAUUUAUACCUAAUGGAAACCUUUCCCAGUAUAUCCACGAGCAGAAUGAGGAGUUUCCACUUACAUGGGAAGUUCGCUUACGAAUUGCCAAGGAAAUUGCAGGAGCUCUUUCCUAUUUACAUGCUUCAGCUGCCUUUCCCAUUUAUCACAGAGACAUCAAGUCUACCAACAUACUCUUGGAUGCAAAAUACAGAGCAAAAGUUGCUGACUUUGGAACUUCAAGAUCAGUUGCCAUUGACCAAACUCACCUUACCACACUUGUACACGGCACAUUUGGUUACAUGGACCCUGAAUAUUUUCAAUCAAGCCAAUUUACGGAGAAAAGUGACGUGUAUAGCUUUGGGGUUGUCCUUGUUGAGCUCUUGACGGGACAAAAACCAAUUUCUUUUAGAAGGUCACAAGAAGAAGGCAAAAGUCUAGCCGCAUACUUCAUCAUUUCGAUGCAGUUAGAUCGCCUGUUUGAAAUUCUUGAUGCUCAAGUUGUAAAAGGAGGGUCUAAGGCAGAUAUCAUCACAGUUGCUAACCUUGCAAGGAGGUGUUUGAAUUUGAGUGGAAGGAAGCGCCCUACAAUGAGAGAGGUCACGGCAGAACUGGAGGGGAUUCAAAUAUCAGAAAAAACUUCAACUGUUGAACAAAAUUAUGAAGAAGUUGAAUAUGUUCGAACUGAAUCAAUUGAGCCUUGGGAUGUCGUUUCAAGCUCAACAAGCACAAAACCAGGUUUGGAUGGUGGUCCUACUUCAUCAUCACAUGAAGUUCCACUAUUACCUUUCAUGUCACGCUGA
Molecule: messenger RNA, 2151 nt
Organism: Prunus armeniaca (apricot)
Lineage: Eukaryota; Viridiplantae; Streptophyta; Magnoliopsida; Rosales; Rosaceae
Source: the annotation of a GenBank genome assembly